Messenger RNA from Coturnix japonica (Japanese quail), 1999 nucleotides. RefSeq names its product ARF GTPase 4 (gene ARF4). Gene Ontology annotation, molecular function: GTP binding; GTPase activity. The record is from RefSeq and is a predicted model, not a curated record. NCBI's taxonomy places the organism in Eukaryota, Metazoa, Chordata, Aves, Galliformes, Phasianidae.
AGGCGGAGCCGCGCUGUGGGGAUGUGUCUGAGCGUGACGCGAUUUUGUCCGCGUUGGAGCCGGGGCGGCCGUGGCUGAGCGUGACGUGGCAGAGAACGAGCGAGCGCGGAUCUCGGUCGCGCAGCCGCCGCCGUCUGCGCCUUUAUAAGUGGGCGCCGCUGAACCCCGCGGUCAGCGCUGCCUGCUCCGUCCGGCCGUCAGUGAGUGGAACCCGGCGCCGCUCCCGCCCUUCGUCCUCCUCCUGCCGCCGCCGCCGCCGCCAUGGGCCUCACCAUCUCCUCGCUGUUCUCGCGCCUCUUCGGCAAGAAGCAGAUGCGCAUCCUCAUGGUUGGUUUGGAUGCUGCUGGUAAGACAACUAUCCUUUAUAAGCUGAAACUAGGAGAAAUUGUCACCACAAUUCCCACUAUUGGUUUUAAUGUGGAAACGGUAGAAUACAAAAACAUUUGCUUCACAGUUUGGGAUGUUGGUGGUCAAGAUAAAAUCAGACCCCUCUGGAGGCAUUAUUUCCAAAAUACACAGGGCCUCAUCUUUGUGGUGGACAGCAACGACAGAGAGAGAAUCGAGGAAGCAGCAGAUGAGCUGCAGAAGAUGCUUCAGGAGGAUGAGCUGCGAGAUGCAGUGCUGCUGCUGUUUGCAAAUAAGCAGGACCUGCCAAAUGCCAUGGCAAUCAGCGAAAUGACGGAUAAGUUAGGUCUGCAGUCCCUGCGUAACAGAACUUGGUAUGUCCAAGCUACCUGUGCUACGCAAGGAACCGGUCUGUAUGAGGGACUUGACUGGCUCUCAAACGAACUCUCAAAACGCUAACUCGAACUGGAUGACUCUUUCACCAGGGACAUGUUUGAUAUAAGUGGUCUAGGCUUGUUACAACAAAAUUAGUUUGCAUCUUGGUUAUUACAAUAUCUGGAACUGAUCUUUGGGCAGGAUAUUACAGCAUUUCAACUUAUUUUGUUGCCAAUUAUUGUUUACCGAGCUACAUGUUGCAAAGGUAGCAAUAUGCUUGGGUAAAAAUCUCCUUAACUUGGAAAAAAGUGUAUCUUCUGAUUCUACUUCCCUUGUUAGCCUAAAUGCCUGAAUAUAGUUAUUGUGACAUCUUCAAGAUCUGUUCUGAAUACUUUUUUUUGGAGCCCCAAUAAAUUAAUGUUUUAAUUUUUUUUCUCCCUGCUACUUUUAGUUGACUGAUGCCCUGUUUCAUUCCUCAGACAGUCUGCUGAUUUAAAAAUGUAGCAUUCCGUGUAUUUAUUUCUCUCCCUUGCCAAAAAGAAUUCCUAAUCCUGCUUGUUCCCGCCGAGGAAGUGCUCUAAAACACUAUUCAAAUCUACUGCACUGAGGAACAUUGUAUUGAUCCUUGGGUUCCAUCGGCCCAACUUGCCUUUGUGAGAAUUGGAUUUGAUGGGUAGAAUAGUUCUGUGCUGGCUGCGAAGAGCUCAUGUUGAGGUUGUUUUUAAUAUUCAGCAGAUUGUCUUCCUUUAUAUUGUAUCUUUUUGGGUUUGUUUUUUUUUACGUUGCAUGUUGCUUUUUGGUAUCAGCCUGACUAUUUUUGCCCAGUGUAUAAUAGUUCUGCUGAGGUUUUACUGUUUGUUGGUGGACAUAUCUUCAUAAUGAGAUUUUGGAAAAUUCAUCGAACUCAAUGGAUUAGUUUCUUCAUAACCCACUUGGAAUUAUUCCUAAUAAAAUGAUAAAAUGUAUUGUUCUGCGUACACUCUUCUUGACUCUUUGGUGGUUGAGCUGUGAGUUAUCACAUACUCAUUUUCCAUAAACUGAGCUUCCCUGCAGCUUGAAUGUGAACAUAAAUUUCAUUUUCCCUUGCUUGGGGCUGUACAGAGUGGGGCGCGAGGUGGGCAGAGUUGUAUACGGUGCAGUAGAGUAGCUGUCAUCAAGACCUAUAAUAAUUCUGUGUCUUUUGAAGUUGUAAAUCUCAAAUUCCUUUUAAGAUGUCCAGAUAUGAAAAUACUAACAGUUACAAAAACGGUAAUAAAACGAGUACAAACUGCCUGAAAAG